AUGGAGACAAAAAUAACCAGCUCAUUAAAGUCUGGUCUCUAACAGACUGUCCCAUCUUUUUAUGAAAUGCUGAAAGCUACGCUAACUCAUUAAAUGCCAAGCACCUCUCUCGACUUACUAUCAUAAGAGGAGUUAAAUGAAAGACGUAGAAGAGCAUAAAUGAAUUAAUCUAGAAUGAGCAGUAGCAGCAGUUAAAACUCAAUGAUGGUGACUGAGCUUAGCAAUCAGUUGCAGUAAAGAUACUACAUGAUUUUGAGUUUAAGAACAAGCAACGGAAUGAAGUAUGAUUAUCCUUUUCCUUUGAGUUAUUUAAACCUGUAUGAUGAGCUCAUCUAGACAAAGCAAGCUCUUAUUGAGGAAAUGGAGGAGUUAAAACAUUAGCAAUAAUCUUGUAAACAAGACAUAAUUAAUGAAAACUAAUAGUUGAAGAUAAAGUUUAAUUGGUUGAGAUAAAUGUACGAUCUAGACUAAAAGAAACGAAACACUGAGUCAUAUCUCUAAGAAAUUCAACAUGAAAUACAUAUAAAUCGAACUUAACUACUGUAAAAAGACCAAGGUCUGAAAUAAGAGUUGAAUAAUCUAACUUAAAUACUAUAAGAAGAAUAGUAAAGGAAUAAGUUGGAAUAUAAGAAAUAGAUUAAGACACUUGAACAGCUGCAUCUUGGUAUAGAUGAGUCAGUAAAAGAGUAGAAAAAGAUAAAGUUAAAGAUCAAUUAGACAGAGAAUGAACUACAGAUGUCUAUUAGUAAUCUAGCAACAUUAAGGAAAUAGCAUGGUUAUAAGGAGUCAUAGCAGAGGCAAGUUUAAGAUGAAUUCGAGGGUGGAAUAAGUAUAAGAGAUUCUACUCAGAGUCUACCAUCCAGAGAUAGAUAAACUAUUGAUACUAAGAAAGCCAAUGUUAAAUCUAGAAAUAAUAGCUUUUAGAGUCCAGCUGCUAAAACUAAUUAAUAUCAAUCACAUAACAGCUCUUUCAGCAGUAAUCGAAGUAUCUCUAAAAAAAAGCCCUACUUCGAGUUAAGGGAUCAGCAGAUUCUAGAGACAACAAUAACUUCUCAAUUAGCAAAAGAGAAGUUCAUCAAGGCAGAACAUAAGCAUGUUGAGAUCUUAAAUCAACAUACUGGUACUGGAAAUAAUUCAAGGAAGAACUUGGUCCUAGACGAAGAUAUCGACUUCAACAAUUAAUUGAAUUAAUAAAACACUUAAAUUGAGUACCUUAGACAGGAUAAAAAACAACUUAUCAAUAAGGUCUAAUCUGAGAGAGAUAGACCGCCUAAUAAUAGUUAUAAUAAAUACCAGAAUCAAAUCAAUAACUAAACCUUAAAUCUUGAGAUAAGUCAGCAAAAUCUCAUGAAGCAAUCAAUUGAGUCAUUUGCUUAGGAAUCUUUUAUCUCAGAGAUACCUAAUGGAGACAACAGAUUCCUAAACAACACUCUUAAUCAAUCUUAAAGUGUACAUAAUUUCAGUAUGAUGUAGAGUAACAAGGAAAACAUCCCUAUGAGAAUAACUCUGAGAUAGGAUCAAAACAUCAAUAACAUCUCAGUUCUAACAAACUCCACUCCAACUAACAUAUAGCAGCAGCAAAGUAGGUAUCAAAUACAGAAGCAAUAACUUAUGAACUCAGAUAAUAUGACUUAGUAAAAUAAUUAAUAUAUGGAAUCUCAACACACUUUAUCCAAGGUUUAAUCCCAGCCUAUGUUCAUGCAAUCUUAGCAGCUACCAAAUCUAAGUCAGAGCAUGAACUAUAACAUAAACCCAAAUUAAUCUUCAAUGAUGAUGAACGACAGUCAUAUAUCAUAGUCUCAGACCCCUAAUAUUUACAAAUAGCUUAAAGCUCAAGAGUUAAAUGCCAGCACUGCAGGUAAUAAUGCCAAUGGAUUCAAUGUGAAUGAUAUAGAUCAGAGGUAUAAUAAUUUACUAUCUCUACUCAGAAGUGCUAAGGGAGCACCCACUUAGAAUAAUUGA
Molecule: messenger RNA, 1962 nt
Organism: Stylonychia lemnae
Lineage: Eukaryota; Ciliophora; Spirotrichea; Sporadotrichida; Oxytrichidae
Source: the annotation of a GenBank genome assembly